Messenger RNA from Neoarthrinium moseri, 1023 nucleotides. RefSeq lists its product as uncharacterized. The record is from RefSeq and is a predicted model, not a curated record. Lineage: Eukaryota; Fungi; Ascomycota; Sordariomycetes; Amphisphaeriales; Apiosporaceae. Gene Ontology annotation, molecular function: L-malate dehydrogenase (NAD+) activity. Bases 1 to 1023 code for a protein of 340 amino acids. The transcript has 2 exons. Gene Ontology annotation, biological process: tricarboxylic acid cycle; malate metabolic process. Gene Ontology annotation, cellular component: cytoplasm; mitochondrion.
AUGAGUGCUGCUCGUGCCAUGUUCGGUGCCGUCCAGCGACGUGCCUUUUCUGCUUCGGCCAGAGAUCUCUCCAAGGUCACGGUCCUCGGCGCCGCCGGCGGCAUCGGCCAGCCCCUGUCGCUGCUGCUCAAGCUCAACCCGCGCGUCACCGAGCUCGCCCUCUACGACAUCCGCGGCGGCCCCGGCGUUGCGGCCGACAUCUCGCACGUCAACACCAAGUCGACGGUCAAGGGCUACGACCCCACCCCUACCGGCCUCGCCCAGGCCCUCAAGGGCGCCGACGUCGUGCUCAUCCCCGCCGGCGUCCCCCGCAAGCCCGGCAUGACCCGUGACGACCUGUUCAACACCAACGCCUCCAUCGUCCGCGACCUGGCCAAGGCCUGCGCCGAGUCCGCCCCCGACGCCAACCUGCUCAUCAUCGCCAACCCCGUCAACUCGACCGUCCCCAUCUGCGCCGAAGUCUACAAGGCCCGCGGCGUCUACAACCCCAAGCGCCUCUUUGGCGUCACCACCCUGGACGUCGUCCGCGCCUCGCGCUUCGUCAGCGAGAUCAAGGGCACCGACCCCAAGGACGAGAAGAUCACCGUCGUCGGCGGCCACUCGGGCGUCACCAUCGUGCCCCUCUUCAGCCAGAGCAGCCACCCCGACCUGAGUGCCAACGCCGACCUCGUCAACCGCGUCCAGUUCGGCGGCGACGAGGUCGUCAAGGCCAAGGACGGCGCCGGCUCCGCCACCCUGUCCAUGGCCAUGGCCGGCGCCCGCAUGGCCGAGAGCGUCCUCCGUGCCGCCCAGGGCGAGAAGGGCGUCGUCGAGCCCGCCUUUGUCGACAGCCCCCUGUACAAGGACCAGGGCAUCGACUUCUUCGCCUCCAAGAUCGAGCUCGGCCCCAACGGCGUCGAGAAGAUCCACCCCAUCGGCGAGGUCGACGCCAACGAGCAGAAGCUGGUCGAGGCCUGCCUGGCCGACCUGAAGAAGAACAUUGAGAAGGGUGUCUCCUUCGUCGCCUCCAACCCCGGCAAAUAA